Messenger RNA from Olea europaea var. sylvestris, 1017 nucleotides. Its product is annotated as zinc finger protein ZAT5-like. NCBI's taxonomy places the organism in Eukaryota, Viridiplantae, Streptophyta, Magnoliopsida, Lamiales, Oleaceae. The record is from RefSeq and is a predicted model, not a curated record. Bases 142 to 924 code for a protein of 260 amino acids. The transcript has a single exon.
UGUAUAUAUAUAUAGCAACACUCACAAUCCUAUCACAGUCUCUCUCAUCACUCUUCUUCACUUUCUUACACUAUUACUCUUCUUUCUCUCACUCUAGUUAUUUCUAAGCCCUUUUAAGUGUUGGCAGUUUUUGUGUUCAAUAUGGAAAUCUUGGAAGAGUUUUUGGGGUCCAAUGAUCAUUCGAUUGUUAAGGGGAAACGUACCAAGCGGCAAAGGCCGUCGUCCUCCACCUUGUCAUCAAGCGGAGCCACCGUCCCCACCUCGGGAGAAGGAGGAGGAGGAGGAGGUUACUAUUCAUUGGUUACAUCUCCCACAACCUCAACUUCUACAAAUAUUGAGGAAGACGAAGAUAUGGCCAAUUGUCUAAUUCUUUUGGCACAAAGUGUUGUUUCACUACCAAAAAACUCGACAAAGACGAAAGAUAGAAUAUAUAGUUAUGAAUGCAAAACUUGCAAUAGAAGUUUUCCAUCAUUUCAAGCGUUAGGAGGCCAUAAAGCAAGUCACAAGAAGCCCAAACAAUUGGAAACUGAUCGAAAAGAAACUCCAGUAGAUGCCCCAUCCGGCGAUCACGAAGAAGAAGAAGGAUGGCAAUCCCACAAAAGUUUCCAUGGUUAUACUCACGAUAAGCCAAAAAUUCAUGAGUGUUCAAUAUGUGGUUCAGAGUUUUCAUCAGGACAAGCAUUGGGAGGACACAUGAGAAGACAUAGGAACCCUAAUAGUACAAGAGUUAAUCAAUCAUCAUCCCGUGAUUCUGAGAAGACUAGAAAUAUUCUUGCAUUGGAUCUCAACCUACCGGCUCCUGCAGAAGACGAUCACGGACCAGGGUCGGAGUCAGGGUCGGGGCCGGAGACAAAGUUUCGAUUUUCUUCCAACCAUCAAGGUCUAGUCUUCUCCGCUGUGGCCUUGGUGGAUUGCCACUACUAGAAGAAAGAGAAUGGGUUGAUAAUUAUUGGUCAAUGUGAAAAAUUCACUUACAAUUCUUUUUCUUCUUAUUAGCAAGUGUUAUUAUUUCAUUAA